AUGGCACCGAAGAAGCGUGGACUCGCUUGGCCAGGCAAAGGGGGGGGCCUGGCCCGAUCAGAGCCAGUGACGGAGCAGGAGGAUAGCGAUGUUGGCUCUGAUGUGAACGAUCAGGAAGAAGUGGAGUCUGUUCAAGCCAGUGUUGCAGGCUCUCCGGUGCCAUCAGAGUCAGGUGCAGAAGGGCGAAAUGAAGAAUCAGAACACGAAGAAGAAGAAGACUCGGGACCUGUGGUUGAGGAUGCGUCCCUGAACUACAUCUCUUUGAUCCAGCCCAGAGCCUCCCCGACUGCAAAUCCGUACUGUCUAGAUCGAAGGCCAGUUGACCAGGAUGGCCAUGUCCAGCUGGCGGACUUCAUUGGUGAGAUGCUAGACAGGUUGGACGACUCUGUUCGCGCAGACUUGAUCGGCUACCUCCACGAUCGUGCGCUGAAUCUGGGAACCGCCUGCUCCGGCACCGACUGUGCCGUGUUGGUGUGCAAAGCCUUUGCCAAGGCUUUAAACAACAAGCUUGGCUGCAGCCUGCAGGUGAACCACAUCUUCUCGUGUGAGUCGGAUUCGAACAAAAUUGAGUACUUGCAGAAGAUGUUCACCAACACUUGGGACUACUCGGACGUGCAGCACAUCUUUGCGAAUACGGCAGACCUGGCUUCGACGGAUGAGGGUGAGACAGUGCACGAUCAGCUCCAUCAAGGGCAUGUGUUGCUUCCGUUUUGCGGGGACCUCGUGGUUGGAUUCCCGUGCCAGGAUGUCAGCAGAUUAAAUCCCAACGCAGACCGUUGGGUGGUGCGAGAUGCAAGCCGCCGAACAGGGGCAGUCUUUGCAGACGUCAUGUCUUACUGCAAAAAGAUGCUAGCUCCCAAAGCGGGGGCCCAGGUUCAGUUUUCGGGGUUGCUCCUCGAGAACGUUCUCGGCUUGGCGACACGCCCCAAAGGCACCGAUGAUGCAGGCAACAAGUGGCACUCAAACCUCGAGUACUGUCAGCUUGAAGCCGAGCGUGCUGGGUUGACUUUAAUCCCAUUCCAGCUCGAUCCCGGGCUAUUCAGUCUGCCCGUGUCAAGGCAGAGAAUCUGGAUGAUUUGCUUGCCGCAGUACAUGAUCUCCCAAGCACAGGUUCAAAUCCAGGAGGUGGAGGCUUGGGCAAUGAGCCUCAUGAACAAGCUCUGUGUGGGGAUUGAGAAGCCGCGGCGUCACUUGGAUGAUUACCUGCUGCCCACAGAUCACGAGCUGGUCCGAGCCCAGAUCCACAAGGCGAUUGAUGUUGCAGAGAAGCGAAAGACUGCGAAACCUGCGAAGGUUUACAGACCUCCCAAGUGGGCAGCGCAGCACAAGAAGGCCUGGCAGAGAAUGGGGCGAGAUUGGUGGCAAGCCACAGUGCCUGCCCAACACAUUUUGGAUGAAUAUCCGGGAUUGAAUGUGCUGACAGAACGUCAGUUGGACAUGCUCGCCUUGAUGGGGGUCGAGUAUCCAGACAAGCGCGUGGCCAGUGUGGAGGUCAGCCAGGGCUUGAAGUCCGGAGAUCCGACCGCCAGAGUGCAGGUAAAUCGAGCGGACAUUGUCACUCCGAGCGGGAUGCAGCUCGUCAUCCACCAGGCCAGAUGCUUGACCGGGUACGAGACUUUGUCGCUACAGAACAUCCGCUAUGGGCCAGACCACCAGCGUUUGGCGGACAUGCCAGACAACUUCUUGCGGCACUUGGGCGGCAAUGCCUUUGAAGCACGGUGCUGCGCAGCUGCACUUCUCGUGAAGAAAAGCCUCGAGGCGAGGUUGAUGCAGAUGAAACUCGUGUUCCAGAAGCAGGAGGUCCCCGUGUCGCCAGAUGUGAAACGUCGACGCACCAUCGACGACCUUUGCGACUGGAGCUGA
Molecule: messenger RNA, 1863 nt
Organism: Symbiodinium sp. CCMP2592
Lineage: Eukaryota; Dinophyceae; Suessiales; Symbiodiniaceae
Source: the annotation of a GenBank genome assembly